AUGUUAAGAGUUGCCGGCAGUCAGAGGAGACUAUGUUAUUAUUAUUACUCUUCUUCUUCUUCUUCUUCUUCUUGUUCCUUAUUUUCACGGUGGCGUCAGAAUCUCAGCGCUACAUUUAGCACAGGGGCACAUCUCUCAGUAUCUCCAACACAAUCCCAUUAUUCACUAGAUUAUCACAGGGUCGUACGCAUUCUUGAAGCAUGUAAGAUGUCACCAAAUUUGAGAACUACGGCUGGCACGCAUGCUAACAUAGUUAAACUUGGUUAUGGAAUGUGUCAUUCUCUUAUUUCUUUGAUGAUAGUGUCAUAUGUGUCUUGUGAUAGACUCAAUCUUGCUCGUCAGCUGCUCGUUGAAAUUCCCACUGCGAAUUUGGAUGCUGUCUCUUCUAAUUUAAUGAUUACUAGCUUUAUGAAAACGGGGGCAGUUGAUGUUGCCAAGAAGAUAUUUAACGAAGUUCCCCUCCGGGAUUUGGUUACUUGGAACUCAUUGAUUGGAGGUUAUAUCAAAAAUGACAUGUUUAAGGAGGCGCUCAGUGUCUUCAGAAAGAUGUUGAGGUCUAAUGUUGAACCAGAUGGAUAUACUUUUGCAUCUAUUAUUACUGCAUGUGCUAGACUUGGAGCCAUUGAUCACGCUAAGUGGGUACAUCACUUAAUGACUGACAGCAGGAUUGAGCUAAAUUACAUUCUUUCUUCUGCUUUGAUUGAUAUGUAUUCGAAAUGUGGAAGAAUUGAGAUAGCUAGAGGAAUAUUUGAUAGUGUUGAGCGUACAAAUGUCUCUGUCUGGAAUGCUAUGAUUAAUGGAUUAGCAAUCCAUGGUCUUGCUUUAGAUGCAAUUGAGAUUUUCUCACUGAUGAGGCCAGAAAAUGUUUCACCUGACAGUAUUACUUUCAUUGGACUUCUAACAUCAUGCAGUCAUUGUGGGUUGGUUGAAGAGGGUCGAAAGUAUUUUCAACUAAUGAAAAGUCUGUAUUUGAUUCAACCACAACUUGAGCAUUAUGGAACAAUGGUUGAUCUACUAAGCAGGGCUGGACUGCUCGAUGAAGCUUAUAAAGUGAUUAAGGAAAUGCCAAUAGAGCCUGAUGCAGUCAUAUGGAGGACAUUUCUCAGUGCUUGUAGAAUUCACAAAAAUUCUGAGAUGGGUGAAGUUGCUAGCACAAAAAUAUCUCAUCUUAGUAGCGGAGAUUAUGUCUUACUGUCAAACAUUUAUUGCUCUACAAAUAAAUGGGAUAAUGCCGAGAAAGUUAGACGUGUGAUGAAAUGGGAAGGAGUUCGUAAAAAUAGUGGGAAAAGUUGGGUUGAAGUGGGUAAUGUUGUUCACCAGUUCAAGGCUGGUGACCGAUCACACCCUGAAGCUGAACUAAUAUAUAAAACUUUGAAGGAAUUGAUUCAUCGAACCAAAUUGGAAGGAUUUAGUUCCACAACUGAGUUAGUUUUGAUGGAUAUUUCUGAUGAGGAAAAGGAGGAAAAUUUGAGUUACCACAGUGAAAAAUUGGCAUUAGCCUAUGGGAUCUUAAAAUCUAGUCCCGGAACUCGUAUUCAAGUUUCAAAAAAUCUUCGUACUUGUCCAGAUUGCCAUUCUUGGAUGAAAAUUGUAGCAAAGGUGUUGAAUAGGGAGAUCAUUGUGAGGGACAGGAUCCGCUUUCAUCACUUUGCAGAUGGUUAUUGUAGUUGUGGGGAUUACUGGUAGUGAUUCUUUGAAGUUCCAAUUGAGUUUGGUAAUUGAUGCUUAAGCAGAUAACUUACAGUAGAUGUCUUAUGUCUCAGCUUCUUGUGGCUCUUGUCUUGCCUGUUUCUAGCAUCCUAUCUGCUGUCUGCACUCUUUGUACAAGCACACCACUUAGAUGAUGACCUCCUCGAGUAGUAAUGAGUAAAGUGCAUCUGGUUAAAAUCAGUGCCAAAAAGGUUUAUUUCCAUAUGAUGCAACUCCAAGCUUUGAGAUAAGACAUCGCUGUCUACAGAAGAACUCUCUGGAUAUUACAUCCAGGUGAGUUCUUGAGAUUAUUUUCUGGUCUUUGAGAAUCAAGAUGGAGCGCCAUACAGUUUGUCAUAUCCAAGUGAUAGAUGGAGAUGAGGUGGAUUCAUUAAAAGAACGCCAAUCAAACUAGCAGAUCAGGUCUUCCGUGCAUGGUGGAGUUUGUUACUGAUGUUUUCCUCUGACUUUGGAAAAGAGAAAAAGUAGAAGAAAAAAACUGCUACUAUUAUUUUAAAUGCUGUACCUUGCACACAGUUUGUCUAGAGCGAAGACUAUAAAACCUGAGGAAUCAAAGAAAGACUUGACUGUGAGAAAUUGACUGGUUCAAGAGUCAUUUUCACUGACCUUGAAGCAGCAGACCAUGUGGAAUUAGAAGGAAAAAAAGAGAAGCAAGUCAUACGUUUGAACUCUUCAAGACCUCCUAAUUUGUUUUGAAUAUGCCUGCCACCAAAAACUACAGCAGUGGGACAUCCUUGUUUGUCCACACCUUGCAUGAACAUCUUGUUCUGUGCUAUCUCGUUUGGUAUCUCACACACUGAAAUGGAUCCUUUUGGUACAAAGCUUUGCCUCCAUUUAUGGCAUUUCAAGAACAUUGCUGCAGCUUUCUCUAUGUCCAGAUCCCGAGCUCGAAGAAACCUUCUCAAGGCAUAAUCAUCUACUACCUGCAAACAAGACACAUGGAAAUCAUUUUAGUUUUGAUAAAUAGAUUGUUUUCAUAGUUAAGAGAGUGAGAGAGAUGAUGCUAUGCUGCAAAAAAUUGUAUUAUACCUUGGAAGAAGGAUCUUGCUUUUCAACAAGAGCUCUCAUGAGUUCAAUUUUGUUCAUCUCUAGGUAAGCAAUUGUGUCA
Messenger RNA from Lycium ferocissimum, 2818 nucleotides. Its product is annotated as pentatricopeptide repeat-containing protein At5g50990. Gene Ontology annotation, molecular function: zinc ion binding; protein binding; RNA binding. The transcript is spliced from 4 exons. The record is from RefSeq and is a predicted model, not a curated record. NCBI's taxonomy places the organism in Eukaryota, Viridiplantae, Streptophyta, Magnoliopsida, Solanales, Solanaceae. Gene Ontology annotation, biological process: RNA modification. Bases 1 to 1686 code for a protein of 561 amino acids.